Chironomus riparius is the source of this 1584-nucleotide messenger RNA. NCBI's taxonomy places the organism in Eukaryota, Metazoa, Arthropoda, Insecta, Diptera, Chironomidae. The record is from the annotation of a GenBank genome assembly.
AUGAAUUUAUUUUGUUUAAAAUUGUUAAUUAUAUUAAUUUUGUUCCUAAAAAGUGCACUAAGUGAAGUAAUUAAUGAAUUUAAUGACGGAAUUGUGGAUAUAGAUCUACCAAAAAAUCAUUUGUCACAGUAUUUUAAUAAUUUACGGCGAUUUACCAAAAAGUUGAAUGAGACAUCACAUGGAUUUUAUAAAGACUACCUCAGCAGUGAAGAAUAUGACCGUGAAUUAUGCUGGGGAUAUGAAUAUGGAUGUAAAAAGCCACAAUUUAUUCACAAAUGUCCAGGAAAUCAUUCAGGAUAUGUAAAGGACAAAGAAACUCAACUGGAUGUUUUCUAUUCGCAAGCUGAUUUUGGCUAUGUUAAGCAACAACUCAGGGAACUUAAAGUCUAUUGUGAGCCGUACACAAUUACUGAUUCAUCAUUAGAAUGCAGUGAAAAUGUUAGAUUCUGUCGUGGGCGGAAUCUCAUGAUUAAUUUUACAGAUUUGGUAAAACGAGAAGAACCGUUUCGAUGGGAUGUGAAUGUGCUUAAAGCCGGCGAAAUUGGCGGUUAUUGUAAAUUUCACAAAGACAAAUUUGAAGAGGAAUUAGAUCAUUUAGGUGCUCUUCAGUCGUGGGCAGCUGAAUUAAGGAACUAUGAAUCUCUCGAGAAGCGUCCUAUUGAAGAUGAUUUGUGUGACGUUGUGGUUGAAAAACCUACUUAUCUUAUGAAGCUAGACUCAACAAUUAAUUUGUAUCAUCAUUUCUGUGAUUUUUUCAAUCUUUAUGUCUCGCAGCAUGUCAAUUUUACUCAUGAAAGUGGAUUUACUACGGAUGUUAAUAUAUUAAUUUGGGAAACACAUCCAUAUUGGUCGCAAUUUGCUGACACGUUUAAAGCAUUUACCGAAAAUGAAUUAUGGAACUUGAAUAAGUUUAAAGGCAAGGUCGUGUGCUUUAAGAAUUUGGUGUUUUCUUUGCCACCGAGGAUGAUCUUUGGACUGUAUUAUAAUACUCCUUUGAUCAACGGCUGCGAAAACAGUGCACUUUUCCAUGCAUUCUCAGAGCACUUAAUGCAUCGCCUUCAAAUAAAACAGCACGAGCCAAAAAAUAGAAAAGUUCGCAUUACUUUCCUAUCACGCAACACAAAAUAUCGGAAUGUAUUAAACGAAAAGGAUUUAAUCAAGCGAAUCUCAUCAAAUAGUAAUUAUGAAGUUAAACGUGUCGUAUACGAUAGAAACAUAAAGUUUCUUGAUCAAAUGGAAAUAACAAAGAAUACUGACGUUUUUAUUGGCAUUCAUGGAGCUGGCUUAACACACUUGCUGUUCCUUCCAAACUGGGCAACUCUCUUCGAACUUCAUAAUUGCGGAGAUCCAAAUUGCUAUCAUGAUCUUGCAAGAUUACGAGGAAUCAACUACAUGACGUGGGAAGAUGAAAACUUCGUAGAAUCAAUCGAGGCUGGUUACGAGGAUGAGUCACAUGAAAAGUUUAAAAACUACAAUUUCGAUCCUGAUGAAUUCGGUCGAUUGGUUGCAAAAGCUGUUAAGGCUGUAAGGAAUCAUGAAGAUUAUAGAAAUUACAUAAAGAGACUUGAACACGACGAGCUUUAA